AUGAUAAUUUUACAAAUAUCAACAACCAAAUGUUUUCAACUUCCUCAUUUAAAAAGACAACUUACAACAAAAUCCAAACGCAGCAAUAGUUUUAUUAAAAAAGAAAAAGCUGACACAAAAAUGAGGUUUGGGAUACAAUGUAAUCUGGAUGAUAUCUUUCUUUGUAAGAAAAUCAUCAAAGCGACUGAAAAUGUUGGAACAUUAAUUUCUUCCGUAAUAUUAUUUAAUGAACCAUUAAUUGUAAAUGUAAUUAUCGAAGAAGGUUGUGUUGAAGAUCUUUGUCCGUAUGAUGGCGAUAUUCUAGAAGAUUCAGGAAUCCUAAGACUUUAUCCACAGCCAUUAGCGAAACAAUUUUUCAAGAAUCAUCCGGAUUAUGACGAUAUAGACAUUUUGGUUAAUUUUUCACUCCAAUCAAAUUAUAGUUAUUGGUUUCAAGGAGAUCCUUUACCAACUGAUAAUACCACUAUAAUAGACUUUUCAUAUAUGAUGUUACAUGAGAUUAUCCAUUCAUUAGGAUUCUUUUCAUCGUGGGGAAUUUGGUUUGAACAAGUUGAUGAGGAGAUACCAUAUAUUACUCCUCAACCUCGCUGUGUAAAUCUUGAUGAUGAUGAAUGUGGAGAAAUUGUGAGUAAAGAUUUAUGGACAGGAUUUUAUGAAUUUGUAUUUGAUAAAUAUCUAAUGGAUUUGAAUACUGGUGGAAAAUUAUCCGACAAAACUGCUCAAUUAAAUAAAUUUUUCGGUCCAAAUGGAAUUCCCAAUAAAAGUGAGAACUCUAUAAAAAAAAAAUUUUUUAAUUCUUCGCAAUUUGAAAUUGCAAAAGAAAUGAAUGUAUUGGCAACUACUAGUGGUACCAUUGGAUUCUUAUCUUGGAAUGAUACCGAUUUUAGUGAUUGUCUGGUGCUGGAAACAAAUAUCAACCCUUUUGAUAAUAUCGUUAGUCUCAGUCAUGUUGACAACAAAAAAUACAAUAAUACAAGUGAUUUCUUAAUGAGAAAUGACCUGCUUUUAGGGAGAACUCUUCAAAGGAGUAUUAUUACUGGUGGGAAUUACACAAAUGGAACUUUAGCUGGAUCUAUUGGUCCUAAAUUAAGAAAAGUUUUGGAAACAUUAGGAUAUUCUACCGUGGACAAACCAUAUACAUUGCAGAAAUUAAAAAUUCCUAAUCCACGUUCGAUCAAUUCAGGAAAUCAUUCAACAUGUAUCGCAAUAUGUCAAAAAUAUUUACUUAGGGAAAAUCAUGUUCAAAAUUUAAGUUGCUUUACUGAAAUAGAUUCCCUAACCGCACGCUGGAUUGGGUGUUCCCAUUAUCAAAGGCUGAACUUAAUACGAAUCCUCAAAGAUAUUUCUGUUGAUGUAGGUUCAAAUGGUAAUGAAGAUUAUUAUUCUUUACAAUACAUUACAAUACAAAUCAUACCUUCAGAAAAUUUUGUCGGAAUUCUCAUCUUAAUUUGUAGGGCCAAAGUGCUUUCGCUUGAAAAUAAGGAUGAGUUCGUUAUUGAACGAUUAUAUCGGUCUUCGAGCAAUAGUUAUCUUAAACAGACACAAGGAUUUUGUUAA
This is a messenger RNA of Funneliformis geosporum, 1557 nucleotides long. NCBI's taxonomy places the organism in Eukaryota, Fungi, Glomeromycota, Glomeromycetes, Glomerales, Glomeraceae. The record is from the annotation of a GenBank genome assembly.